Messenger RNA from Striga asiatica, 1596 nucleotides. The record is from the annotation of a GenBank genome assembly. Lineage: Eukaryota; Viridiplantae; Streptophyta; Magnoliopsida; Lamiales; Orobanchaceae.
UAUUAAAGGCUGAACUACCCAAAAUGACUCAACAAACCCAUCCAAAAUUCAUUUCCAAUCAACCCAUGUGUCAUAACCGGUUUUUUCCCAAUUACGCCCACUGUUAUCUUCCCCAGCUGACUGAGGAUGAGGAGCACUGUAGCCGCCGUCGAUCCGUCGCUACUCGUCCCUGCCACCUCCUUCACCGCCGGUAUCGCGCUCAUUGUUCCGGCCAGAACCUUACCUCCCGUCAAAUCCGUCCGGAAAAGGCUCUCCGUAGCCUGUGCGGCUGCUUCUCCUUCGCAUUCUGCGUCUACAUUCGGAAGGCGAGGGCUGCUGUAUAUGGCGACGGCGUCGUUUCUCAUGACUUCCCCCAGCUUGUCCUCGCCUAUUGAUGAGACGAUUCUGUUACAAGAUGAGAUUGGGAAAGUUUUGUCCAAAGGCAAGGCUGCCGGUUUACUUCGUCUAGUAUUUCAUGACGCCGGAACUUUUGAUGAGGGUGAUAAAACAGGUGGUAUGAAUGGUUCGAUAGUUUAUGAGCUUGACAGACCCGAAAAUAUGGGUCUCGAGAAGUCACUGAAGGUACUUGCUAAAGCGAAAGCUCAAGUGGAAGCAGUACGACCAGUAUCCUGGGCGGAUUUGAUAGCUGUGGGUGGGGCCGAGGCUGUCUCUGUGUGUGGAGGUCCGAAGAUCUCUGUUCAACUGGGAAGAAUUGAUGCAACGGUGCCUGAUCCUGAUGGGAAGCUUCCAGAAGAAUCACUAAAUGCGGCUGCCAUGAAGCAAUGCUUUCUAAAGAAAGGCUUCUCAACCCAGGAACUUGUUGCUUUAUCUGGAGCUCAUACUCUUGGAAGCAAAGGUUUUGGAAACCCAGUUGUCUUCGACAAUUCUUACUAUAAGAUUCUUCUAGAGAAGCCAUGGUCUUCUUCAGAUGGGAUGUCUAGUAUGAUUGGCCUUCCUUCCGACCGUGCACUAGUUGAGGAUGAAGAAUGCAUCAGGUGGAUCUCAAAAUAUGCUAAUGAUCAGGAUCUUUUCUUCGAAGAUUUUAAGAAUGUGUAUACUAAACUCGUGAACACUGGUGCAAAGUGGAGAACUACGUGAGUGGUGAAAAAGCAGUGCAUAUUGCAGGUCUGAUUUAAGUAUUGGUUGGAUGCAGAUUAAGACAAAGGCAGAUAUAAACCAGUUUUGGUUGACAAGCUUUCACUUGGUUGUUUCCAAAAACUGCAACAAUUUACAGUUUCUGGUCUUACAGCAAUAGGUAUAUAUGCUGCUUGACGACGAGGAUUAAACAUCGGCCUAAGUGUAAGACUUGUGGAGCAAAAGUUUGAUUUUGUGAAGAAAUAUGGAUAAACUGUAUAAGCUGUAAUAAUUGCUGGACCUGAAGAGGAAAUCAGAAAUUUAAAAGCAUUGCAACUUUCGAAUAUGAAAGAGAUUGAGCAGGUCAAAAGUAUAAACUGGCAUUUGCACUAAUAAGGUUGUUGUUAGACAAGUCUAACUGUUAGAUAGAUAAUUAGAUACUUCUUUUCAGUGUAUACAUAUACUUUCAAAAUGAAAUGGUUCACGCUCUGAAAAACAAGGUAAGAAAGUAAUAUUGGUACACGCUCUGAAAAACAACGUAAG